UCGCUGUUGCUGGGCGCUCCGGGGCCUUCCGCCACGCUCGAAAGCUUAGUUCUCCCGGGUUUAAUUUCCCCUUUUUUUCUCAGACACUUCCGGGUCCUGCGUCGCUCCGGAAGCCCGCGAGUUCCGGAAAAAGCCUGGGUAAUCCAGGUUCUGGGAGAAACCAAGCUUCCCAGAGAAUGUCUCAGAGAAAGUUACGUGGAACGGGGGCGUUUUCGCAGACUCCUAAGACCUCUCCCUCCUUAAUGCCUGUCAGUAAGAGACCUUCAAAGAAGACAUGGCCUCCAAGGAAGAGAACACGAAAAGGACAAACAGAGUGCUAAGAAUAAGUCAGCUGGAUGCACUUGAACUGAACAAGGCCCUGGAGCAGCUAGUUUGGUCCCAGUUUUCUCAGUGCUUUCAUGGAUUUAAGCCAGGGCUAUUAGCCCACUUUGAACCAGAGGUGAAAGCGUUCUUGUGGCUUUUCUUGUGGCGAUUCACUGUCUACUCUAAAAAUGCCACCGUGGGACAAUCCGUUUUGAAUAUUCAGUACAAAAAUGAUUUUUCCCCAAAGCUGAGGUACCAGCCGCCGAGUAAGAAUCAGAAACUAUGGUAUGCUGUGUGUACGAUUGGCGGCACGUGGCUGGAAGAGCGCUGCUACGACCUGUUUCGAAACCGUCAUUUGGCAUCAUUUGGGAAAGCCAGGCAGUGUGUGAAUAUCAUAGUUGGACUUUUGAAAUUAAGUGGGCUGAUUAAUUUCCUGAUUUUCCUUCAGAGGGGCAAGUUUGCAACUUUGACAGAACGUCUCCUGGGCAUUCGUUCUGUAUUUUGCAAGCCCCCAAACAUACGUGAAGUUGGCUUUGAGUAUAUGAAUAGGGAACUUCUCUGGCAUGGUUUUGCUGAGUUCCUGAUAUUUCUCUUACCACUUAUUAAUAUCCAGAAGUUGAAAGCUAAGUUGUCUUCAUGGUGUAUUCCUCUUACUGGUGCUCCUAAUAGUGACAAUACAUUAGCCACCAACGGCAAACAGUGUUCUCUGUGUGGAGAGUGGCCCACCAUGCCUCACACCAUAGGAUGUGAGCAUAUCUUCUGUUACUACUGCGUGAAGAGUAGUUUCUUAUUUGACAUGUACUUUACUUGUCCUAAGUGUGGCGCAGAGGUACACAGUGUGCAGCCACUGAAAUCAGGAAUCGAGAUGUCAGAAGUCAAUGCUCUUUAAAAACUAAGAUUGUUUCCUUUGAGGAAAACUGUAUUAUGUUCAAAUCCUUAAUAUUAGUCAUCCUAAGCAUAGUGUUUAGGUGUCUUUUAGGAGGGGAUGUGCUUCUCCAGCCACCGUCUGUCUUCUGUUCCUUUCCAAGCAUGAUGAAAUUCUAAUCACUAGAAACCACAUGAUUCUGAACAUACUAGGUAAACAAUAAUGUGUUACUUUAAAUCAUUGCAUUCAGUUUUUAAUGUCGAGAAUAAUGGACAGUUUUUGUCAGACUACUAAAAAUGCUCUUUCAUUUUGCUACUUCCUAGAAAGAGGUUAGAUUCUAAAAUGAUUUCAGAGACUGGGAUAAGUGUGUAUUUAUUUUAAGAGAUGGCGUUAUAACAUCAUAAUCUGACAAUGAUAAGACCCUAUUGUUUUGAGCCUUAAGAUCUAGUGCCCCAGUUGUAAUUUUAAGCUUUUCUCUAAAAUCUGUUUUUGAGGGAUUCAGUUGGCUUCAUUCUCAGGCAAAAUGAUGGCCACCAGGAGCUCUAGACUGAUGUUCUGCCAGCUUUCUGAUCCCCUGGGAAUGAGAGCUGCUUGUGUAAUAGCUCCGGCUAAGUCCAGGACCUCAUUGUCUUUGGUCUGCCUGGGAUUACACACUUGUGAACCAGGACAGAAAAGUACUACUCUUGAUUACUAGAUGUGUACCUUGUGGACCCGUAGUAGGAGAGCAGGCAGUUCGCCACAGGAAACUCAGGUGCCAUUAUAAGAAUAGUGGAUGGUGGGCAGCUAAGAACAACAGAUCCCUGCUAGAGUCCACAUUUAACUUAUUAAUAUCAAAAGUCUUUAUGCAUUCUUUAAUUUUACCAUUGAUCUGAGUUGAUGACAUAAGUAACUGAAUGGUUGACUUAGAUUGCAGACUUAAAAGGAUUAAAUAAAUGUUUUGUUAUACCAACAACUUUGUUGUAGUGUUAUUUUGAUAAAGUGCAUUCUGAGUAAAUACCCAUAUUAUUACCAUUUUAACAUGAAAAUAGUACUUUACCUAUAUGCUAACUAAUAGAGUUGUCAAUAUUACAGGGGUUUUAUGUUUUUCCAGACACUAAUGGCACUUAGUACAAUAAAUUUUUUUAAUUGUUUAUUUUUAUUUAGCAUCUACCCCCUCACUAAGUGACUACCCACAGGAGGUCAGGGAGUAUGAGUGUUCUCCUCGUCACUGGAUAACCAGAACCUAACUCUCUUAGUGCCAGUGUAGCAAUAGAGACAUUUUGUUAGCUGAACAACUAAACCUAAUAUCCGAGAUUGGGUUCUGCAAAAGUACAUGUUGCGAGGGACUUGAGGUACUUGGGCCUGGAUUGGGUCAAAGUGGUCAGACCUUUUUACCUACACCUCUCAGUCACUGGCCAUGUGCUCUGGGAAGGGUGUGACCUGGAGUGUGCCGGUUCUCUGCAGCUGCGGCAGACCCUAAAGGACCUGACUACCGCAGGCAGCCUGCUGACCCCACUCCCCCAGCUGGGCAACACAUCCAUCCCUGAGGAGCUGGGUGACCAGCCUAGUGUUAACCACAUCUAAUACUGUCUCUCCAUUAUUUUUCUUUAUGGUUUUCCAUUUCUGUUGUUCUUGCUUGUAAGCAUACAGAUAACACAUUAGUGGCAGGAAGUGUUCAACUUAAAAUCAUUCGGUUUAUGACUGACUUGUGUACUCAAGUGCUGCCUCAGGGAACUCCAACUCACUGCAGAGACCUAGGCCUGCUGGCUAAGUUGCUCUGACACCUGGUCCCUGCCUCCCGGUGCACUGCCAGGAGACUUGCUCUAACAGUGGCGCUUCUGUUCCUACUCCCCAGUGGUCUCAGGGCUCAAGGUUCAGUAUAACUGGGUCAUGUUUAGCUACAUGAUACAUUUCUGCUUUAGCCUCAAGAACCUAACCAUCACCUAUGAGUAUC
This is a messenger RNA of Zalophus californianus (California sea lion), 3101 nucleotides long. It is a transcript of the gene PEX2, whose product is annotated as peroxisomal biogenesis factor 2. The transcript has 3 exons. NCBI's taxonomy places the organism in Eukaryota, Metazoa, Chordata, Mammalia, Carnivora, Otariidae. Gene Ontology annotation, molecular function: zinc ion binding. The record is from RefSeq and is a predicted model, not a curated record. Bases 275 to 1192 code for a protein of 305 amino acids. Gene Ontology annotation, cellular component: peroxisomal membrane. Gene Ontology annotation, biological process: protein import into peroxisome matrix.